Molecule: messenger RNA, 180 nt
Organism: Symbiodinium natans
Lineage: Eukaryota; Dinophyceae; Suessiales; Symbiodiniaceae
Source: the annotation of a GenBank genome assembly
AUGGAGGCUGGCGCCGAUCAGUUCCAGGAGGAAACCACGCACUUAGACAAGGGCUCAGUGGACAUCAUGGUGACGCAUGGACCACCCGCCGGCAAGCUGUACGGGAAACCAGGAAAGUUGCCAUCCUGCGUUUCCGAGCUGGUCACCUUUGUGCAGCCGAAGCUAUUCCUUUGUCCCUAG